This is a messenger RNA of Punica granatum (pomegranate), 2076 nucleotides long. The record is from RefSeq and is a predicted model, not a curated record. NCBI's taxonomy places the organism in Eukaryota, Viridiplantae, Streptophyta, Magnoliopsida, Myrtales, Lythraceae.
AUGGCUUCUGCAAGUGGAUCUGGGAGUGCAUCGGCUAGUAAUACUGGGGCAGUAGCCAAAUCUAGGAAAAAUGCAACUGGAGUUAGAGAUGAUCCGGCUUGGGCGCACGGUUAUGAAGUUCCAGGAGAGAGGCUGAAGAUUAAAUGUAAAUAUUGUGACAAGGUAGUUUCUGGAGGUCCCUAUAGGUUGAAACAUCACUUGGGAUGUACCAAGAUUAACGUGGCACCUUGUCCAGCUGUUCCUGAUGAUGUUAAGAAUAAUAUGCUCGCUAUUUGUAUGCGUUUAGAGGAUCUUUCAGUGAAGAAAAAACAAGCUAGUAGUUGUGGUUUAGAAGGUGAUGAUGUUGUAGAUGUUGGUAAUGAUGAUGAAGAUGCAGGGAAUCCUGAGUUUGAAAAGAUGUGUCAUUUGAUUGGGAAGUAUGGUAUUGGAUUGAAACCGCCGUCUUAUCAUGAGCUUAGUGAUAAAUAUUUGAGAAAAGAGGUUGAUAAUACUAUGUCAUUGCUUGAGGAGCAUAAAGCUAUGUGGAGAAAGUCGGGGUGUUCUAUAAUGUCAGAUGGUUGGACUGAUAAGAAGAAGAGGUCCAUAUGCAAUUUCUUAGUGAAUAGCCCUAAGGGAACAAUUUUUUUGACUUCCAGUGACACAUCAGACAUCUCUAAGACUGCAGUGAAAGUAUUUCAGAUGAUAGAUGAUAUAGUGGAGCAAGUUGGGGAAGAGAACGUGGUUCAAAUUGUCACGGAUAAUGCUGCUAAUUACAAGGCAGCAGGUGAGAUGCUAAUGGAGAAACGGAAGAAGUUAUUUUGGACUCCUUGUGCAGCUCAUUGCAUAGAUCUUAUGUUAGAGGAUUUGGAGAAGAAGAUUAAGGUACAUGAGCUGACAAUAAUGAAGGGUAGGAAGAUUACGACAUUCAUUUACUCGAGAACACUUCUCAUCACAAUGCUGAAGCAUUUCACCAAGGGCAAAGAUUUGAUUAGACCGGCUGUGACUCGCUUUGCCACUGCUUAUCUGACUUUGGGAUGCCUCUUCGACAAUAGAAAUGCUCUAAGGACAAUGUUUGCAUCCAAGCAAUGGAAAGGGAGUCGAUUUGCGAAGUUAGAAGGUGGAAAGUAUGCGGAACGUGUUAUUAUGGAUACCAGAUUUUGGAGUAAUGUUAAUACAUGUUUGAAGGCUGCAUAUCCUCUCAUUAAGGUCCUCCGCAUGGUGGAUUCGGAUGAAAAGCCCGCGAUGGGCUUUAUUUAUAAUGAGAUGGAGAAAGCUAAGCAGAAGAUCAAAACAAACUUCAAGGAUGAUCGGAAGAGCUAUGAUCCUAUUUGGAAAGUUAUUGAUGAGAGAUGGGAGGUUCAACUUCAUAGGCCUCUACAUGCUGCUGCUUAUUACCUGAAUCCCCAGUUGCAUUUCUCUUCUGAAUUUAGAGCUGAUAGAGAAGUUAUGCGUGGAUUAUAUAAGGUUAUGGAUCGGAUGCUAGAUGAUGAAGAGAGGGAUAAGGUUGAUUUGCAGCUAGAGGAAUUCAAACAUGAAAGAGGACUCUUUGGAUUCUCAUCUGCAAAGUCUAUGAGGUUUAAGAAGACACCGGCAGAUUGGUGGGAAUCAUAUGGUGCCGAUACCCCAGAGUUGCAAAGAUUUAGUAUAAGGAUAUUAAGUUUGACCUGUAGCUCUUCGGGAUGUGAGCGUAAUUGGAGUGCUUUUGAAAUGGUACACACAAAGAGAAGAAAUCGGUUGCAUCAAAAGAAGAUGAAUGAUUUAGUAUUUGUGAUGUACAAUUUGAAGUUGAAAGAUAAGAAGAUCAGGAAGCAAGUUGAUCUUCAAGUAGAGGACAUUUCUUCCGAUGAUGAAUGGAUUGUCGAAGAUGAGACAGAGAAUACCGCAACUUUAAGUCAUAAUUUUAACUUGCGUUCUCUUGGUCGUGGGGAUGAUGGUGAUGAAGAAAGUGAAGGUAUUCAAAUUGGCGAUGAACAUGCAGAGAAUAUGCGCACACAAGAGCAUGGCACGGUUGAUGACUUAGAACUUCCCGAAGAAGAUGAGUUUGAUAUUUUGUAUGAUGAUGAUGUUGGUGAUGAUGAAGAUUUGGAUGAGAUUUGA